Cheilinus undulatus (humphead wrasse) is the source of this 1617-nucleotide messenger RNA. RefSeq names its product hyaluronidase PH-20-like. The record is from RefSeq and is a predicted model, not a curated record. The transcript has 3 exons. Gene Ontology annotation, biological process: hyaluronan catabolic process; carbohydrate metabolic process. Bases 9 to 1346 code for a protein of 445 amino acids. Gene Ontology annotation, cellular component: acrosomal vesicle. Lineage: Eukaryota; Metazoa; Chordata; Actinopteri; Labriformes; Labridae. Gene Ontology annotation, molecular function: hyalurononglucosaminidase activity.
GAGCUAUCAUGACAGUCCUGCUCAUUCUCUCCUGCGUCGUCCUCUUUACUUCCCCAGUCCUCACACUGCCCCCUACAGAGCCCCCGCUGAUCGAGGGUCACCCCUUCAUCGCCACUUGGAAUAUUCCAACAGAAAAGUGUAGAAAAUUCCAAAUCCACCUAGACACUUCAGCCUUCCAGGCCGUUACCACACCCAACCUGGUGCAUGGUCAGUUCCUCACCAUCUUCUAUGAGCAUCGCCUCGGCCUCUACCCUAAGGUUGACACCACAACACACAAGACUAGCAGCGGUGGAGUCCCUCAACAAGGCAACCUAAAAACCCACCUCGCCAAAGCCAAGAGCCAGAUAGAAAAGUACAUCUCCAAGGAUUCCUCUCCUGGGUUGGUAGUCAUAGACUGGGAGUCCUGGCGCCCCCUGUGGGACCGGAACUGGGGAUCGAAGCGUGUUUAUCAGAAGUUGUCCAUCGCUCACACCUUGCAGAUGGAUCCAUAUUCAUCGAUGAGCAAAAUCUCUGCAGAAGCAAAACGCCAAUUCCAGGAAGCCGGGCGGCACUUCAUGGAGGAGACCAUCACCCUGGGCAUCAGAGAGCGCCCGAGCUGGCACUGGGGCUACUACCUGUUCCCCGACUGCUACAACUACAACUGGAAUCAUACCGGCUACACAGGGAAGUGCCCUGCUGAUAUGCAAAAGCAGAAUAACCAGCUGCUGUGGCUAUGGGAGCAGAGCACCGCCCUCUUCCCCUCCAUAUACAUCCACCUGCACCUGAGGAACUCCCCAAAGACCACCCUGUUCGCUCGCAACCGAGUCCAGGAGGCAGUGAGGGUAUCCAAGCUACCAAAAUGUCCAUACACAGUACCAAUCUAUGUCUACUUAAGGCCACUGUACCGGGACCAGAACCUGGUGUUCCUGAGUGAGACUGACUUGGUCAGCACUAUCGGAGAGUCUGCAGCUCUGGGAGCUUCAGGGAUCAUAAUGUGGGGGGCAACCAAAGACUACGACAACAAGGGUUCCUGUAGAGCUCUGUCCGAGUACCUGGUGUCCACAAUGAACCCUUACAUUGUCAACGUGACGGCGGCUGCCAUCGUCUGCAGCGAGGUGUUGUGUCAGGGGAAUGGCCGCUGCCUCAGGAAGGACUAUGACUCGGGCCACUACCUGCACCUGAGCCCCGCUGACUUCAGCAUCAAGAAGACUGAUGGGAAGUACGAGGCUGCCGGUCUUCCAUCUGCUGCUGAUCUGAGGACAUGGGCUGAACAUUUCACCUGUCAGUGCUACAGGGGAUCAAGCUGCUCACCUAAACUGGUGCACCCUAAAACGACCAAACACAUCUGGGUUAAAACUUUAUACUAAAGCUUAAAACAGCAAAAUUUUCUAUUGGUGCAGAUGAAACAGUUGUUUGUAAUUUGAUAUAAUAUUACAUUAGAUGAUUAUUCCCCUUAAAAUGGAAUGAAUACCAGGCAACUGGACAUUGAAUGUUGUAAAAAUAAUAUUAUAAUCAAAAGUAACACCAAUGAUGACUCUUGAAUUGAUGACUCAAAAGAACCUUAAUAAAUGUUUUUUCUCAAAAAAAGAUGUUUGUAUUUGGCAUCGGUUUUCUUAGAGCUAAAUUAUACACAGGCAC